ACCAAUUUCCUUUUCAAACAAUUGGCUUUAUUUAUCUCCAUGAUGACAAAAUCUUUCACUCAUGUCAUUUUCCUCUUUAGCUCAAAGUGAAAAGAGAAAGCUCAAAUGGAGCUCCCAGUUGGUGAAAAUCAUGGAAAUUUCUGGUUCUUUUGCUUUUGAAGAUCUGAAUACAAGAAUUCCUGAGCAAAAUGUCCAUGUCAACAACCAAGCUCUAACCAUAGCAGAAAUAGAGUCGAUGAGGCAACAACCAGUAUACAGCGACCCAGAUUUACAAGGAGGUAAUACCGGGUGCAACCAUUCCAUAAAUCUUAUAAGCAGUGAGCAAGAUCUACAGGGAACCAAUGUGAUCGGUACUGCAGCCGAAACAGAGCAGAUGAUGAUAAGGCAACAACAAUCAGGUCAACGUCAACCUGCAGAGAUAUAUUCUGCGGAUUCCAGUGAGCAGAACAGAGCUGAAACAGAGCAUCUGACGAGGGAACAACAAUCAGGCCAACGUCAACUUCCAGAUACAUCCACUGCAGAUUCUCCGGCAGUGCAGCUUGGCAGACUAAGAGAGGCCAAAAGAAAGGCCAAAAGAAAGGCCGAUCAAAGAUAUAGGGAGAACAAAAAGAAAAAGCUAGAAGACAUGGAGCUCAAACUGAGGUCACUGGAAGCUGAAAGAGAAAAACCUGAAGCUGAGAAUAAAUCCCUAAAAGAACAACUUGAUUUCAAACAAAGGGAACUGGAUAAGCUUAGAGAAGAUUUUAUCGAAUUGGAGACGAAGUAUAAAAAGCAACAUGAACAACAAGCGGGCAUGGAGCACAAAGUGACAACACUCGAAGCAGAAAAUAGAAGUCUAAUGGACAAGUACAUUAAAUUACUAGAAAAAAGCAAUGCCUUGAUGGAUUCAAGGCUUGAAAGGGAUUUCAGCAGCAGUGGUAUUGAUAGCAUAACUCAAUAAGGGCAGGAUUAGAGUGAGCAUUUUUUGAUAACAAAGUCAACAGAGAAAACAAUAUGGUCGAUGAAGCAGGGGACGAAAAGGCCAGGUUUAUGGUUUAGUUCGGGUUUAAUCUUAUGAUCAUAGCUUUGCCAGAGGCAGGGGAUAUGUCUAAGGUAAUGCUGGCUGUCUUUGAUUUUUCCCUGUGACUUAGUCAUUUGUUUUUUUUUUUUGGUAGAGAGUUGGAGUAUAUCUUACACUCCUUUAAUUAAUGAAAUGAAGUGCAUUUUUGUUUGUUGAUAUGUAAUUAAUAUUAUCUUUAGCU
Messenger RNA from Rubroshorea leprosula, 1241 nucleotides. NCBI's taxonomy places the organism in Eukaryota, Viridiplantae, Streptophyta, Magnoliopsida, Malvales, Dipterocarpaceae. The record is from the annotation of a GenBank genome assembly.